GAGUGCUCUCCUGCUGGACAUCAGAUCCUGCAGAGUCCUUACCGAAGCGUUGAUUUUGAUUCAUCCCAUCUCCAGCAAUCAGCUAUUCAGGAUUUGAUCUGUGACCAUUCCCUAACACCAGGAUGGUACCGCUUUAUGAUUUUUGAUAAGCCUGCUGAGAUGCCAACCAAGUGCGUGGAGAUGAAUCACUGUGGGACUCAAGCGCCUAUCUGGCUGUCUCUGAGGGAGUCAGAAUCCAUGCCUCGACCUGGUGAGAUCAAACAGUUAACAGCUUGUGCUACAUGGCAGUUUUUCUUCAGCACUUCAAAAGACUGCUGUCUUUUCCGAAUCCCUGUCAGGGUGAGGAACUGUGGAGAUUUCUUUGUUUACUUACUGCAGCCCACCCAAGGAUGCAUGGGUUAUUGUGCAGAAGGUAACCUGGCUGCUACAUCAGCUCCACAUGUGUCACCACCACUGCCAUCUGUUCCUGAAGUUGUAGCAGAGAUGAUCAAAGGCAGCAUUUACUUAAGGUGUACCUUUGGUGUUCCUUCUGCAAACAGCUCUGUUGGAUUCAUUGUAACCUGGUCAAGACUUUCUCCUGAAGGUAUCAAAGAAGAACUUACACACGAAACCGCAGUUCAUACCUUCUCGCUUCUAGAACUAGAUGGGAUAAACGUCAGACUUGGAGACAGAGUCUACUGUAGCAGUUCUGCUUUUUUCAUGGAGAAGCCAGAUAUACAAAGCUCUUCAGUUGAGAGCAAGGAAUUUUUUGCUGGAAUUAAGAUACGUCCAGAAACGUAUAAUAUAUCAGAAGAUGGGAAGGAAUACAGACUGACAAUAGAAAGUAGCAUUCCUAUUCCUUGUCCUGAGUUUAGCCAGCUUGAAAGUGACUGCAAAAUCUCACUAAUGUUAAAUAGUGUUGAUGAAGAUAAAGAGCAGCUCGGUUUAAACUUGGCUCUUUCCUCUUGUCGUGUGGAUCUUCUCCAGAAACCCUGCAAUAAUGGAAUCUGUAGUCAAGCUGUAAUUUAUUUCACUGCUGUGACAGACUUCAUGAAGGAUGGAGACAGAAUUACCAGAAUUGCAGUUGAACCUAUAUCCAGUGAGAAUUUCCUGUGGGAUGGCUAUGUUCCAGAAAGCAUACAGAUUACAGUUAAGGAUCUACCCACAGCCUACUGCUACUCAUUUACUGAUCCUCAUAUAAUUACAUUUGAUGGAAGAGUCUAUGACAAUUUUAAAACAGGAACAUUUGUUCUCUAUAAGAGUACAUCUCGAGAUUUUGAAGUUCAUGUUCGCCAGUGGGACUGUGGAAGUCUUCACUACCCAGCAUCCUGCAACUGUGGCUUUGUUGCCAAGGAAGGAAGUGAUAUAAUUGCAUUUGACAUGUGCAAUGAUCAGCUGCAUGAAUCACAGCCACAUUUAUCUGUAAUAAACAGAGACACAACAGGAAGCAAUGUCAGAGUCACUGAAUCCUACCUAGGAAGAAAAGUAACAGUUUUGUUUUCUUCUGGAGCUUUCAUUCGUGCUGAUGUGAGCGAAUGGGGAAUAAGCAUAACGCUUAGGGCUCCCAGCUCAGAUUACAGACAUACAGUGGGACUCUGUGGCACCUUUGAUGGAAUUGCAGAGAAUGACUAUCACACUGCAAGUGGGGCGGAAAUCCCAAAUCAUGCUAAUGUUCCUUUUUCUUUUAUUAAGGAGUGGAGAAUUUUACCAGGAGAUAGCUUGUUUGACAAAACACCUGCUUCUUUAACAUCUUCGAGAAAAGUAGUCUUCUGUGACUGUGCACUUGAAGAUAACGGAUUAUAUCCUUCAGUGAACAAACUGGAGACAGUUUCUCAGUCAGAACUUCCUCUGUCUUGUAAAGAAAGUGAAAAUGGUAGAUUUCUUUCUUUAAUACCAGGAGUGGAUGUUGCUGCUGAGUAUCUUGGUCCUAUUGAUCUUGUCAGAGGCUUAAAGAAACGUUCAUCUGCACAUGAAAUGGAUUCAUCUACACUUCUGCAGAGGGAGGGUAAUCAAACCAAACUUCACAAAACAUCAUUAGUAAACUCACAUGUCUCAGCAACCUCAGUGAGAAAUACUGGUACAGAAAGAGAAGGAAGUUCAAGCUCAGGCAUUAGAAAAAAUUCUCAGCAUGACAGUAGUCAUUCUCUCAAAAGGCUGUCAGUUACAAGUAGAGGGAAGCGUCAGAAUUAUUAUGAAUACCAUCCAGUAUUCCUAUUCCAAAGUCUCAGCCAAACAGACUUAGAGGAAUAUAGUUAUUUUUUCCCAGAGGACCAUGCCACUGACACAGACCAGAAGUUCCUUCCUUCUUGGCCCACACCUUCAGGCCUCACCAAGUCUAGUGCUUGGCUACUCUGCCAGCAGGCUAUAGCUAAUUCCAGCAUAGGAAGAUCUUGUGGUGCCCUUCUUGGCCGGCGAACAGAGGAUGCAAUCGAUAUGUGCGUUAAAGAUUUGCUACUGAAAGAUGACCUCCGUUGGGCAGAAGCUUCCUUACCUCUUCUGGAGAAUGAAUGUGAGAGAAGAGUUUUAGAAGAAAUAAAUUACAACCCACAGGAACUUGAAGGCUCAGUUGAGAGCCUGCUAACUGCAUUGAAGUGUCCCAGUCUCUGCAGUGGUAAUGGGGAAUGUACAGAAUGGGGCUGUGCAUGUUUUCAAGGCUACAGCUCGUAUGACUGCAGCAUACUGUCUGACCAGGUUCCAGAAAUCACAGAGCUGGAGAAUGAGGGGCUGUGUGAUAUUCGACAGUAUGACUGCACAUCAGUGAGAGUUUUUGGACAUGGCUUCAGGGAGUCAUUGAAUCUGAAAUGUGAAAUCAUCAAAUUGCAAUAUAGUAAUAGACAGUGGAUUCCUGGAGAACUUCUGACUAUGCCAGCUGUCUUCCAAAAUGCCAGGACUGUCGACUGCCAAUUACCAAAUGAUGGUCAACAGUCUGAUGUCAUGGAUGUGGUUGAUGAUGAACCCAUUGCCAUGUGGCAAAUAAAGAUUUCUAAUGAUGGAUUCGUCUAUAGCAACUCUAAAACAAUGAUAUUAUAUGAUGGAGCCUGUCAGACAUGUGAAUCACAAGAAUCUGGGUUAUGUACAUUAAAGGAGAAAACAUGCAACAUAGAUGGACUCUGUUAUGGUGAAGGAGACACAAAUCCGACCAGCCCUUGCUUACUCUGCAGACCUGACAUAUCAAAGUUAACUUGGUCAGUUGUUGAAAACAACCAACCUCCAGUCCUUGAAACUUCUCAGGUUAUGCUACAGACUUUUUAUGGAGAAGACUUUGUAUAUCAGUUUUUGGCUUCAGAUCCAGAGGGCUCUGCUAUUCAUUUCACAUUGGAUUCUGGUCCAGAAGGUGCCAGUCUUUCCCCAUCAGGUCUCCUUUUGUGGAAAGCUGUGUCAACGAAUCUCCAUAAAUUAACAUUUUCUUUGACAGAUGAUUGCAAUGCAACAACUAAGGUAGAAAUAGAGGUCAGUGUAAAAUCAUGUGAUUGCCUAAAUAAUGGCUCAUGUGUGACAAACAUUAAUUUCCCACCUGGAAGUGGAAGAUAUCUUUGUGUGUGUGUGGCUGGAUUUGAAGGUGAUCUCUGUGAAGGGAAUACUGAUGACUGUAGACUUAACCAGUGUGGUGUUGGCAGAUGUGUGGAUGGAAUAAACAGCUAUUACUGUGAAUGUCCACCUGAACUUCAAGGUGAACAUUGUCAAGAGGAUGUAGAUGAAUGUGCAUCCAGUCCUUGCUUCCCUGGAGUAUUUUGCUUCAAUACUUUUGGUUCUUACCAUUGUGGUCCAUGCCCAAAUAAUCUACAAGGAGAUGGGAAGUCAUGUUAUGAAAGCUCUGAAGACCCUGAUGUUGAAAGGCAGGAUUCCACAGGAGAAAUUGGAGGGAAUAAAGGGUUUCAACAGUCGUCCUUUGAGAAGGUUUUGAGCAUCUCAAGCUACAAUCCCAGUUCUACAGAUGUCCCAAAAAGGUUUAUUUCUACAGAAGUGGUCAGUAGCAGCACACCACCAGCCUCUACAGUAAAAACAAUCACUGUCUGGAAGUCACUUGAUUCUCAGAGAAGUGCUUCUUUACAACCUGCUGUUACUGGAAACAUUGCUCACACUCUCAUCAGUGGUCACCUUGCUGACAUGGAAGUGGGUUCUUCAGUACAUGCUGUGAUGACUGCAUCUUCAGAAAGCCAUGCUGUAUCAUCUGAGAAGAAAGCAAGGGAACGAGUUGAGGCCUACAGCUAUUUCGAGAGUAGCAGAAAGACUUCUCCUAGCAGCAGAGCAAAUAUAAGCAAAGAACUUUCUUUGCCAAGCAAAGCAUUCAAAGGUGGCAGUGCUCAGAGAGUUCUGCACCUGUUAGCCAAGCAUACAGCAAGUAAUUUACCUUUUGCCCUUGUUGAAGAUACUGUCCUACCAGAAAUGCUUCCUGAAGAAUUGAGUGAAGCAGUGAUUCCUAAGGCAAUAAGCUGUACUGAUUUACCCUGUUUUCCUGGUGUACGCUGUGAGCCAAAUCAGGAUGGAAGCAUUAAGUGUGGUCAUUGUCCUUACGGUUAUUAUGGAGAUGGCUUCACUUGCAGAGCAAGAUGUAGACAAACAUGUGGCAAAAAUAUGGAGUGUGUGGCACCCAAUAUUUGUAAAUGCAAGCCUGGUUAUGCUGGUUAUAACUGUCAGACUGCCCUGUGCAGACCUGAUUGCAAAAACCAUGGGAAGUGCAUUAAGCCAAAUGUCUGUGAAUGUCUACCAGGAUACAGUGGCUCCACUUGUGAGGAAGCACAUUGUAAACCACCCUGUCAAAACGGAGGCACGUGUUUGGCCAGAAAUCUCUGCACCUGCCCAUAUGGUUUUGUGGGACCAAGAUGUAAUACAAUGGUUUGCAACAGACAUUGUGAAAAUGGUGGUGAAUGUCUCACUCCAGACAUGUGCCAGUGUAAACCUGGGUGGUACGGACCUACAUGCAGUACAGCAAGGUGUGAUCCUGUGUGUCUCAAUGGUGGUUCCUGUACUAAGCCAGAUGUUUGCCUCUGUCCACAUGGAUUCUUUGGUGCCCAGUGUCAGAAUGCUAUUUGCAGCCCGCCUUGUAAGAAUGGUGGUCAUUGCAUGAGGAAUAAUGUCUGUACUUGUCCUGAUGGGUACACAGGUGGAAGAUGUGAAAAAAGCAUCUGUGAGCCAAGGUGUAUGAAUGGAGGAAGAUGUGUCGGCCCAAACAUUUGCUCUUGUCCUUCAGGAUGGAGAGGAAAAAGAUGUGACACUCCGAUCUGUCUUCAGGAAUGUAAGAAUGGUGGGGAGUGUAUUGGACCGAGUACAUGUCAUUGUCCUCCACAGUGGGAAGGAAUCCAAUGUCAAACACCUGUGUGCAUCCAGAAGUGUCUGUUCGGAGGCAAGUGUGUGUUGCCCAAUGUAUGCUCUUGUCGUCCAGGUUAUACUGGAGUCAUCUGUGGGAAGAAAAUUCAGGUACAAAGGCAUCAUGACUGAAGAAGUGUAUCAAUUAAAUUGUAAUGCUUCGUGGAUGUAUGAGACUUGAAAAAAAAAAGGCAAUU
This is a messenger RNA of Empidonax traillii (willow flycatcher), 5483 nucleotides long. It is a transcript of the gene VWDE, whose product is annotated as von Willebrand factor D and EGF domains. The coding region runs from base 136 to 5418 and encodes 1760 amino acids. Gene Ontology annotation, biological process: anatomical structure development. The record is from RefSeq and is a predicted model, not a curated record. Lineage: Eukaryota; Metazoa; Chordata; Aves; Passeriformes; Tyrannidae. Gene Ontology annotation, cellular component: cell surface; extracellular region. The transcript has 29 exons. Gene Ontology annotation, molecular function: signaling receptor binding; calcium ion binding.